UGUCCACCACAUUUUAGUCGUGUUUUUAUGUUCAUUUGAGCACAAUAGCAGUGUGGGCAGGGGAAGAAGAAGAUAAACAGUUUGUGAGUGGUACGAGAAUGAGAUUGAUACCGAGUUUUGUGGGUGUGGUGCUCGUGGCACUUUUUGGAAUUGUCCAGGCCACACCUGGAAUUCUGGACUUGUUCAAUUUUGAAACAAAAUUUGGACCUCCACCUGUUCGGACUGUUUAUGUCGUUAAGCCUUCCCACGGACAUGGCCAUUCACAUCAUUCACAUGGACAUCACCCUAAGACCAUAAUAAAAUAUGUGUCGAAACCACCAAGCUCUUCGCAUUCUAUUUCUCCAUUUUCCAUAUUUUCCAAACCCUUCUCUUCCUCCUCUGGGGGCUGGAGCUCACUCUCGCAUGGACAUUCCUCACCAUCAGGAGGAAGAGGAAAGGGUACGUAUGGAAAACCAAUGUCAAUGGAGGUCGAUGAAGAAACUUUUACCAAAUUAACUCAACAAGAAGAAGACGACUCAUCCGCUGCAGCUGGACCCAUGAAUGAUGACGCCAUGAAUCAAAUGUUUACCUCCACUCGGGGGAACGUAGACUCUGAAGAUCCCAAUUCUCAAGUAGAAGUGGUGAGUCCCCCACAAACUAUGAGGGGAAUGAGACCACCGCCAACUUCUACUAAAGCAGUCAUGAUGAGCCAAGGAGGAUAUCAACAGCUCCGUUCUCAGGCAGGCCGAGCAAAACCAACCUCUGGAGGUCGAAACCGUCCUUCCAGUUCUAUGGCAAUCAUGUCCGCUGGGGGUGCUUCCCAAGCCGGGAAACGACCUUCCAGCACUUUUAGUCAAAGACCAUCAAGCUUCGAUGAAGAGUCCGGUGAUGCAGAAGGAUUUGAUGAGGAUGCUCAUGUGUCAAUGUCUCCUCCUGUGCGAGGUCGUGGUCAGUCUUCAUCCUCGUCUGAUAAACCAAGCAGUAGUAAACCAGGAAGCAGUAGCAGCAGCGGAUCUGGUUGGUCUUCAAGACCAAAAACAAUAACCUACACUACUCAUGGCGGCUGGGGCGGACCUCCUUCCGGUGGUGGUUGGGGAUCACCGUAUUCCUCAAGUUUUGGAUGGCCCUCGUCUUUUGACGAAGAUGAUUACUGGCCCAUUGGAGGUGGCGGUUGGUCCUCUAGUCCAUCAUCUGGCGGAGGAUGGUCAAGUGGGGGUCCAGGAGAGACUGAUGAGAAUGAAGAAACUGCACCGGAAGAACCUGAAAGUGAAGGUCCUGUUGAACCUGUGGAGGAGGUUGGGACUACGGAAGAAGGCGAAGAUCGUAGACCACAAUCUACCCCACCAUCUACUGGAAGACGACCUUCAUCUGCCGCAGGUCCAACUUCUGCUGGAAGACGUCCACCCACUGGCAGUAGACCAAGCUCCAUGCCUAUUGCUGCUGUAAUGGGUAGAAAUAUUCCUACAUCCCCCAUGUCGAAUCAGCAACCCCGACAACCAACUCGUUCAAAAUUGCCAAGGACAAAUGAACCACAACCAGAACUUGAAUCAGGAACCGGAAGCCAGUCGGAAUCUCCACGACCCGUGUAUGGCCCACCAUCUCAACAACAAGGUGGAUCUGGAAGUAGUAGUAGUGGCAGCAGCAGUAGUAAUAUCGGAAACUCUGGAAGUGGGCAAUUGAUGAUUGGAGGUCAAGUGAUUUCUAAUCAAGAUGGACUUCUUGAUGAUGAAUUGAUUCGAACGGUUCAGCAAAUUAUUAUGACAUUUGACAAAAAUUGAGUUUAUGAAUGUGUAGACGUUACAUCAUUCUAUAGAAGUUCAAUAUUAAGACUAGUCAGUCCCAUCCAAAAGUGAUGCUUUAAAUUGCAUAUGACUGAAAGUAAGCAUAUUUGUACUUUUAGAUCUUACUCGUGGGCCACAAGUCGUGGCAUGUUGUUUUGAGUGAGUUAAUCAGCAUUUUGCGAUGCCUCUUUAUUGUAACAUUUUCUGCAUAUGUAUUUAGUACGUUUAUAUCACGAUUUACUACUGUUACUGUUAUUAGUUUCGAAAUCGGAUGCAUCUUAAUUACACGAUUAUGAGUAUUACUUGUACUUUAUACAUAUGUACCUCGUAGGUAAAUGACAUUGAAGCACGGAUGACAACAAAUAAAGACGACAUGGUUGUUGAAAAAAUCA
Molecule: messenger RNA, 2152 nt
Organism: Folsomia candida
Lineage: Eukaryota; Metazoa; Arthropoda; Collembola; Entomobryomorpha; Isotomidae
Exons: 2
Coding region: 99-1757 (552 amino acids)
Source: RefSeq, a predicted model, not a curated record